Molecule: messenger RNA, 2685 nt
Organism: Laccaria bicolor S238N-H82
Lineage: Eukaryota; Fungi; Basidiomycota; Agaricomycetes; Agaricales; Hydnangiaceae
Exons: 2
Coding region: 1-2685 (894 amino acids)
Source: RefSeq, a predicted model, not a curated record
AUGAGCAGCUCGCCAGCUCAUCGUGCCACUCAGUCAAUCAGCUCCAAUAACCUCCAAGCACCAGCACCGUCGUCGAGCUUGAAUGGCCGACAGCAACGAAGGAUGACUUCGCCUGCUGAUUCCCUUUCUAUUCCUCCGAGGGGACGGUCACCAUCACCACGUCCACCCUCGCCACUCCGAAACGCGUUCUUUCCAGACAGUUCAACAGGCGUCGAUCCAGACUCCAUAUCCGACGAUGGUUCAGACGACAACGACGACCAAGGGAUAUGGCAGCAACGUUCACCAUCACCCUCAUCAUCCGUCUCCCAUCUCGCAGCCAGCUUCGUCCAAAGGAUGGGCACAUUCGUAGGGGGCAUUGCACCGCGAUCACCUAUGCUAAGCGACGCAGAGCUAGAAGCUGAAGCGGAGAGGGAACGCGACCGUAGUCGCAGAGAAGCAGAAGCUAUACUCACACGGGAGGCUCAGCAGAGGAGGCUCGUUGAAGAUCGUGUGCUGUCCAUGAUGGAGAACACAAAGUCGCUCCCUCCACCGCCCUCCAGAUCUCAGACUAUGCCUAACCCGCCAUCUCCGUCUAAUUCGCAGAAAGAGUCGGGUAGUAGUUGGUGGUCUGCUGCGAAGAAUAGGCUUACGCCUACGAAAGACCCUCCAACGCCAGCUCAGCAAAUUAUAUUGGACGCAAAGGCGAGGGAUAAGGAUAACAAGAAGAACGCCAAAGGCAAGGAGAAAGAGUGGCCUGCAAACGCCGAAGGCAAAUUCAACGAUCCAGCAUUCGUAAACCUCAACAUUCCAACAACACCCGUUCGACGCGUCCCCGUACCUUCUUCCUCCCCGUCUUCGCCUACCCCUUCUCGUCCGAGUCUCUCGAAUAUGCCACCUAAUUUGACACCUUCUCCCAUGCGUACAACCGAUACGUUGUCUUCCUCCCCUUCUCGCGAGGCUCCACCUUUGUACGCGCAGUUCACAUCUCAAGGAACGCUAGACGUACCAGGCACACUCCUCACGAUAGCCAAACGCUUCGAGAAGCUUGAGAAAUGGACCGUCGGACACGUUAGGGCUUUGGAAGAUCGGAUGAACGAUGUUGAGAGGUGGUUAGUCGACAAGGAAGCGGAGAAGGAAAAGGAAAAAGAGAAGGAGAAGGAGAAGGAAUCCGAUUCCGAGUCGCUAAGACAUGCGGGUUCAACAGACAAUGUGAAGGAAGAAAUCCAUGACCUUCGAGACGAAGUUGUCGAGCUCCAAGGCCGAUUGGGCGAACUAGGUCGGGAGAUGGCGAAAAUUGCGACGGCCCCCAAUAAUCUUUCUGCGGGACCUAGAACGCAGUCUGCCGCUGUAUCUGUAGCACCACAAACCACUUCCUCCAUCGUCACGCACUCUCAAGCAGCUUCUUCCAUUGCCACACACUUCACAGGGUCUUCGUCAGCACCCAGCACGCCCAUCCACCACCCCAGGUUAUCGAGUACCACUGCCAGAGAAUCGACGAGUCCGCCGAUGACUUCGAAGAGGAGAGAGUCGGGCACGAGGUUACCGUACCCUGCGGGCGAUUAUUCUUCUCCGCCAGAUACGUUCUCCCCCAGUAAUUCUCCCCCUUCGUCGAUUAGUUCCGCUAUGAGGCCGUUGUCUACGGCCAUUUCGGGGUUACCCCUCCAUUCAUCCUCAGGACUGGGUACACUACCGGGUGCUUCGUAUUCUACCACCUCUCUUUCCUCGUUGGCUUCGGGUACGGGUAGGCCGUUGUCCCCGCCUGCUCAACCCAAGUUCGCUCCUGCCUCUGCUCCUGCCAAUCGAACGGCCAGCCCAACACCCGCACCUGCAAAAGGACGAGGAGCACAGCAAGGUUUGCCGCCACCCCCGAAAUCGGCUGCUGGGAAAAGACAAACGAGUGUAAGCCCUACGCCGAGGAAACGGUACACCGUUGCGCUUGGAGGGCCGAUAACUGCGCCGCCUGAUGAGGAUGAGUUUUCUUCGAACGCUGCUUCUUUGUUUUUUGCCACCGCCGCCAAUACCAAUGCUAAUGCUAAUGCGAAUGCGAAUAUCAAUACCCAUACGGAUUCACCUGCUACUGCUCUUUUAUUGAAAAGGGUAGGCACACCACGAUCCUACUCCCGUGUGAUUGGGGGGUCUUUUUCCGUUUCUCCCGUAGGGGACGAUGAUGAAGACAAGAGGAAGGAAGACGAAGGAGCAGGCGAGUUCGGAGAAGGUGAAGAAACCAUCGGCAAGUCCUCUGGGAUCAAGCUCAAGAUUGCGAAUGGGAGUCUGUCUUCCACCGCGUCAAACUCGAUAUCUCCUGGUGGACCUGGAGGUGGCGAUUACAAGUCCACAGCCACGACCUCACCAUCACCGUCCACUCGUCGGAUCAGGGCGCAGAGCGCGUAUGGGUACGCCAGCCUCCUCCCUCCUCAGACUCAAACGCCUACCAUGGGGACUACUGCGCCGUUAAAGCCGAAGUUGAGGUCCCGCUCUUCUGAGCGGCUUUCCUCUGGUACCAGCUCCAUUGGGACGGGAGACGGAAUGAUAAGCGGUGGUCUUGGAGGAGGGGGGACCAAGUUCGUGGACCCUUUGUUGUUGAGGAGGCACCAGCAAAGUCAAGAGGGACUACAGGUGAAGAUGCCGAUGCCGAAACCGGUGGGGAAGGUUCCGAUUGGACAGUUGGUUGCGUUUUUUGAUGGGGAGAAGGGGGGGAGGACGUAG